AUGUCUGAAGUUCUUACUGUAGAUGCCAUUCUGUUUGGGCUCUUGGUCUUCUCUGGGAUCCUGGGGAAUAUUCUAGUCAUCUACGUGGUGUUCCAGUCUGCCUUGGAGAGCCCGUCUCGCCGUUUGCCCCCCUCGGACGCUAUCCUGGUGAAUCUCUCCUUGGCCAACUUACUGACCUCUCUCUUCCGUACGGUGCCCAUCUUCGUGUCCGACCUCGGCCUGGACGUGUCCCUGGCGCCAGGCUGGUGCCGGCUCUUCAUGCUGUUGUGGGUGUGGUGGCGGGCGGUGGGAUGCUGGGUCACUUUAGCCCUCAGCGCGUUCCACUGCGUCACCUUGCGGCGUCAGCACGUGAUGAUGGGCCCUUUGGCGCAGCAGAGGGAGCGUCGGCGCGUGUGGGUGGUUUUGGGACUGGUGUGGGGCGCUAAUUUUGCUUUCUCGCUGCCAGCGUUGGUGUACACCACACACGUGCACGGCAACGCCACGGUAGAGCUGAUGGUGAUCAGCUGUACCACGCGGCCCUUGCUUGGCUGCGUUUGGGAGUUUCCUACCAAUGAACAGGGCUCUGCUUUUGCCUCUGCCUCGCUGGCACUAAAUGAAGUUGCCCCUCUGUUGCUCAUGGUGGGCACCAACCUGGCUACGCUGCAUGGACUAGCCAAACACAUCCGGGCGGUGACGUCCGGGAGCGACAGCGGACCCGUGGCGCACGGAGAACUGGAGAGACACGUGUCCAGUGAGCGUAAGGCCGGUCACGUGAUCAUGUCACUGGUGACACUGUUUGUGGUGUGUUGGGCUCUGCAGGUUGCCGCGGUAACAUACUAUAACCACGACGGCGGGGAACAUGCAGAGGCUCUGUUGACCGUAUCCCAUUUCUCAGCCUCGCUGUUUGUGGGUUUCAGCCCGAUGGUGGUGGCUCUUGGACACGGAAAGCUCAGACGCAGGAUCGUCGGGAUGGUGCGAGGCUGGGCUAAAAGCGCAAAAUGUCGUCGGAGGAAUGAAGAGCAGGAAGCUCCAGGGGCCAACAAAGGCAAGCAAAGACAAACGGACGAAGGACAAAAAACAGGACAGAUCAUAAAAGUUGCUGAGCGUUAG
Molecule: messenger RNA, 1089 nt
Organism: Chanos chanos (milkfish)
Lineage: Eukaryota; Metazoa; Chordata; Actinopteri; Gonorynchiformes; Chanidae
Gene: ora4
Product: olfactory receptor class A related 4
Exons: 2
Coding region: 1-1089 (362 amino acids)
Biological process (GO): G protein-coupled receptor signaling pathway
Cellular component (GO): membrane
Molecular function (GO): G protein-coupled receptor activity
Source: RefSeq, a predicted model, not a curated record